Molecule: messenger RNA, 3961 nt
Organism: Coregonus sp. 'balchen'
Lineage: Eukaryota; Metazoa; Chordata; Actinopteri; Salmoniformes; Salmonidae
Source: the annotation of a GenBank genome assembly
AUGGAUAUAACAACGUCGGAACCGCUCAACGUCUCAACAACCAUAUAUUUUCAGGAUUAUGGAAACGAGACGACCAUCAAUCGUUUUGAACAGCCGGAUUGGCAAGUGGCACUGUGGGCAAUUGCUUAUUCACUGAUAGUGAUUGUGUCCGUUACAGGAAAUGUCACUGUAAUUUGGAUAAUUUUGGCCCACAAAAGAAUGAGAACAGUGACUAACUAUUUUAUAGUAAAUCUAGCAUUCUCGGACGUUUCAAUGGCUACUUUCAACACUGUCUUCAAUUUUGUCUAUGCUAUGCACAACGACUGGUACUUCGGGUUGGGAUACUGUAGGUUUCAGAACUUCUAUCCCAUCACAGCAAUGUUCUCAAGCAUUUAUUCUAUGGCAGCUAUUGCGGUUGACCGGUAAGAACACACAACGAGCCUUACUAUUACGUGAUACAGACUACUCUAGUCCGUAGAGACCACACAAUUGUCCAGGGACAUCAAAAGUUACAAUUUCCACACCGACCAUGGUGAAUUUCUUCAAAUUACGCACGUUCCCAAGAAGACAUAUAAUCAAUCUUAUCAACAAUGGCUGCAUCACUCAGAUACAUGACUAAUGAAGCUACUUGUCAUUGAAGUGGACAAUAAUCCAAUAAUCAUCACGUGCAGAUUUUGUAUUAUAUUUCUGAUUUAUAAUAAUAUGUUUUUCCAAUAUAGCCUACUGAGCACUGGAGAUGCUAAGAGUACAAUACAUUAUAAUUCUUAUAUUGUUUUAAUUUGCUUAGCAACACAAGAUUUUCAAAUAUUCCAUUUAUCGCUUCACCGGGUUUUAUCGUCUUGUCUGGGUGAGUGUUUAACACAGUGCAUGUCUGUCUGUGCGCGCUAUCCUACCUAAACCCACCUAUUAUGUUCAUAACGGGACAAUCCGUAUAUUACUGUGGAACUAUACUGUUUAACUUGUGUGUUAUACAUUGGCUUAAAAUCUCUCUCUCACUGUGCGUGUUUUCACGAUAUUAAUGGCAUUCAGUCAGAUAUUUCGUUGACAGCCGGUUAAUUCUGGUUGCAACAUCACCCUGAAAUCAGCACCACAUCCUUUUGUAUUCAAUUAGAAAUAUCUUAAUGAGUUCAACCUACGAUUGUAGACAUUGCUGUUUUCAAAGCUCUCAUGAACAGAAAUUAUGUCAUAUAUUACAGAAUGAGGACCCUCCCAUUCACUCAUCAUGACAGUGAGAUUCUGAUGAGUGAGUGUCACCAGGGUUUUCAGGACAUUUCAUUUACAUUUUAGUCAUUUAGCAGAGGCUCUUAUCCAGAGCGACUUACAGUUAGUGAGUGCAUACCUUUUCAUAUUGGCCCCCCGUGGGAAUCGAACCCACAACCCUGGCGUUGCAAGCGCCAUGCUCUAUCAACUGAGCUACACAGGACUAUAUUCAGCCUUGUUGACAAAAUGUCAGUCUUCAGCAGUCUAAGCAGCCAAUGACAUGCACUGUUAUAGGUCUUUGACUGUACCUGACCUUUGCUUGGUUCUCUUCCACAGAUACAUGGCCAUAAUCUACCCUUUGAAACUAAGGCUAUCCUCCACGUCCACCAAGAUUGUGAUUGGUCUCAUCUGGGCGGUGGCAUUCUCCCUGGCGUUCCCCCAGUGUUACUACUCUGUCACCCAGUAUUAUCCACCACGGACUAUCUGUAUGGUCAACUGGCCUGAUGACUAUGGUGGGAAACACCAUCUCACGUGAGACACCCACAGUACCGUUCUCAGGAAUGUGUCUGUCUAGAUCAGGGAUGGGCAACUCCAGUCCUCGGGGGGCUGAUUGGCAUCACAGUUUUGCUCCAGCCCCAGCUAACACACCUGACAAUAAUCAACUAAUCAUGAUCUUCAGUUUAGAAUGCAAUUAGUUUAAUCAGCUGUGUUUGCUAGGGAGGGGGGGAAAGUGUGACAUCACUCCUGCCCCUGAGGACUGGAGUUACCCAUCCCUGGUCUAAAUGUACACUCUUAGAAAAAAGGGUUCCAAAAGGGUUCUGCGGAUGUCCCCAUAGGAGAACCCUUUCUGGUUCCAGGUAGAACUCUUUUGGGUUCCAUGUAGAACUCUUUUGGGUUCCAUGUAGAACCUUCUGUGGAAAGGAACCUAAAUGUUUCUACCUGGAACCAAAAGGGGUUCUUCAAAGGGUUAUUCUAUGGGGACACCCGAAGAUCCCUUUUUGGUUCUAGAUAGCACCUUUAUUUUCUAAGAUUGUAGUUGCUAUAAUGGCAACAUAGAUCAAAGUGUCUUCUUUUCAUGGUUAGAAAUAGAUGCUUUAUUUUUUUUAUGUUCAAUACUUCAAAGUCUCUAUUAGAAAGGGAUGUUUCAAGCCCAAGCCCACGUUAUUCCAUACUGUGUCAGUAAUACUUGACCCUGAACAUUGUCCUACUGUCUCGCAGAUACCAGAUAGCCAUGAUCAUACUGAUCUACCUGCUCCCCCUGCUGGUGAUGUUGGUCACCUACAGCCUCAUUGGCCAGACACUUUGGGGCAGUGAGAUACCGGGGGAGGCCUCAGACCACUACCAGAACCAGAUCCAGGCCAAACGCAAGGUCAGCUAUGUCAUAUUGAUGCAAAACCUUGACUGAACAGUCUAAAAGAACCUGCAUUUUUAAACAGUGUAUCUCUCUAUUUACUGAAAGCACUGUGUCCAGUAGUCUACCAGCAUGGUCAUUGCAUAUGCAUACCAAACAAAGACAAACACUUCAAAUGCUGGAGCUGCACUAAAACAAGUGCUUAGACCCAGGUCUGGUGCAUGUAUAUGCCAUGGUAUCAGAGAUGCUCUGCUGUCUCAGUGUGUUGUGCUGUCUCAGUGUGUUGUGCUGUCUCAGUGUGAUGUGUUGUCUCAGUGUGUUGUGCUGUCUCAGUGUGUUGUGUUGUCUCAGUGUGUUGUGUUGUCUCAGUGUGAUGUGUUGUCUCAGUGUGUUGUGCUGUCUCAGUGUGUUGUGUUGUCUCAGUGUGAUGUGUUGUCUCAGUGUGUUGUGCUGUCUCAGUGGGAUGUGUUGUCUCAGUGUGUUGUGCUGUCUCAGUGUGCUGUGCCGUCUCAGUGUGUUGUGUUUUCUCAGUGUGUUGUGCUGUCUCAGUGUGUUGUGCUGUCUCAGUGUGUUGUGUUGUCUCAGUGUGAUGUGUUGUCUCAGUGUGUUGUGCUGUCUCAGUGUGUUGUGCUGUCUCAGUGGGAUGUGUUGUCUCAGUGUGUUGUGCUGUCUCAGUGGGAUGUGUUGUCUCAGUGUGUUGUGCUGUCUCAGUGUGCUGUGCCGUCUGAGUGUGUUGUGUUUUCUCAGUGUGUUGUGCUGUCUCAGUGUGUUGUGCUGUCUCAGUGUGUUGUGUUGUCUCAGUGUGUUGUGCUGUCUCAGUGUGCUGUGCCGUCUCAGUGUGUUGUGUUGUGCUCCAUGUAGGUGGUGAAGAUGAUGAUAGUGGUGGUGAUGACCUUCGCCCUGUGCUGGCUGCCCUACCACAUCUACUUCAUCCUGGGCAGCUUCAACAAUGAGAUCUACAUGCAGACGUACAUCCAGCAGGUCUACCUGGCCAUCUUCUGGCUGGCCAUGAGCUCCACCAUGUACAACCCCAUCAUCUACUGCUGCCUCAACCAAAGGUAAAGCUAUGCUACAUCACUACGCUCAUCUUGUGGCAGUGGUAUGGUACUGUAUCAUAGAUUCAACAACCUAAAAAGCCACAUUCAAGUUGCACUUUUUUUUAUGAAGCAGAAAAGCAAGAGUUAAUUCUGAAUGUUUAUCAACGUUAGCUGGCUAACUUUCUGAUCUUGCUUUGUGAUAUUCCCAUUGGCAUCUCUCUUUUCUAGGUUUCGCUCGGGGUUCCGUCACGCUUUCAGCUGGGUCCCCUUCGUCAAGGUGUCGGAGGAGGACAAGAUGGAGCUGCAGCACACACGGACCUUCAGGAUGACCCGCAGCUGUCGCACUGACAACACCAAGAACACUGUGGUCCGCCCACAACUCCACCCAACAUGA